This is a messenger RNA of Cavia porcellus (domestic guinea pig), 10438 nucleotides long. It is a transcript of the gene Xrn1, whose product is annotated as 5'-3' exoribonuclease 1. NCBI's taxonomy places the organism in Eukaryota, Metazoa, Chordata, Mammalia, Rodentia, Caviidae. Gene Ontology annotation, molecular function: 5'-3' RNA exonuclease activity; nucleic acid binding. The transcript has 43 exons. Gene Ontology annotation, biological process: nuclear-transcribed mRNA catabolic process. Bases 408 to 5639 code for a protein of 1743 amino acids. The record is from RefSeq and is a predicted model, not a curated record. Gene Ontology annotation, cellular component: nucleus.
AAAUCAGGCCUUUCCAAAUUUAUUGACAAUAGUGAGAUUAGCAAUCCCAGGAGGCAGUAGUCGGGACAAAAGUCAUUAUUAAAUAUCUUCCUGAUAGUCCCGUAGUUUUCGUACCAUUUCUAAAUCCGUAGUCGUACAAACGCAUUUUUAGAACUAAGGCGAACAUCCCAAGCCUGUCGGGUUCUCUUCAAACAGUCAGCGAGACCGGAGAGCUGCGAGGUGGCGCGAUAAGCCCCGCCCCGGGACGCGUCCUCAGAGCCCGCCGCUCUAGGCCCCAGGACGCUCUCUAUGGUCGGGCUGGCGGAGUGUUGUCAUCGGUGGAGCGACGGCCCGAGGCGGCGGCGCAGGCCCUGGCGGGGCGUUUGGUUUCGGUUUGUCCCUGUCUGGAAUUGGUGUUGACGGUCGAAAUGGGAGUCCCGAAGUUUUACCGGUGGAUCUCGGAGCGUUAUCCCUGCCUCAGCGAAGUAGUGAAAGAGCAUCAGAUUCCUGAAUUUGACAAUUUGUACCUGGAUAUGAAUGGAAUUAUACAUCAGUGUUCUCAUCCUAAUGAUGAUGAUGUCCACUUCAGAAUUUCAGAUGACAAAAUCUUCACUGACAUUUUUCACUACUUGGAAGUGUUGUUUCGCAUUAUUAAACCUAGGAAAGUGUUCUUUAUGGCUGUUGACGGAGUCGCUCCUCGAGCAAAAAUGAAUCAGCAGCGUGGGAGGCGUUUUAGGUCAGCCAAAGAGGCAGAAGACAAAAUAAAAAAGGCAGUUGAAAAGGGAGAAACUCUUCCUACAGAGGCCAGGUUUGAUUCCAACUGUAUUACACCAGGGACUGAAUUCAUGGCCAGGUUACAUGAACAUCUAAAGUAUUUUGUAAAUAUGAAAAUUUCCACAGACAAGUCAUGGCAAGGAGUUACCAUCUACUUCUCAGGCCAUGAGACUCCCGGAGAAGGAGAACAUAAAAUCAUGGAAUUUAUCAGAUCGGAAAAAGCAAAGCAAGAUCAUGACCCAAACACCAGACACUGUCUUUACGGUUUAGAUGCUGACUUGAUCAUGCUUGGAUUAACAAGUCAUGAGGCACAUUUUUCACUUUUAAGAGAAGAAGUUCGAUUUGGUGGCAAAAAAACCCACAGGGUGUGUGCACCAGAAGAAACCACAUUUCACCUCCUACAUUUGUCAUUAAUGAGAGAAUAUAUUGACUAUGAGUUUUCAAUAUUAAAAGAAAAGAUCACAUUUAAAUAUGAUAUUGAAAGAAUUAUAGAUGAUUGGAUUUUGAUGGGAUUUCUUGUUGGCAAUGAUUUUAUCCCUCAUCUACCUCACUUACAUAUUAAUCAUGAUGCACUGCCUCUUCUUUAUGGAACAUAUAUUACCAUCUUGCCCGAACUUGGGGGUUAUAUUAAUGAAAGCGGAUAUCUCAACUUACCUCGCUUUGAGAAAUACCUUGUGAAACUAUCUGAUUUUGAUCGGGAGCACUUCAGUGAAGUUUUUGUGGACCUAAAGUGGUUUGAAAGCAAAGUUGGUAACAAGUAUCUCAAUGAAGCAGCAGGAAUCGCAGCAGAAGAAGCCAAGAACUACAAGGAAAAGAAAAAAUCAAAGGGCCAGGAAAAUUCUGUAUGUUGGGCUGCUUUAGACAAAAGUGAAGGUGAAAUGGUAGUUUCUAAAGAUAAUUUAGAAGAUGAAACUGAAGAUGAUGACCUCUUUGAAACUGAGUUUAGACAAUACAAAAGAACAUAUUACAUGACAAAGAUGGGGGUUGACGUAGUAUCUGAUGACUUUCUAGCUGACCAAGCUGUAUGUUAUGUUCAAGCAAUACAGUGGAUUUUGCACUAUUACUAUCACGGUGUUCAGUCCUGGAGUUGGUUUUAUCCCUAUCAUUAUGCACCUUUCCUAUCUGAUAUCCGAAACAUCAGUACACUCAAAAUCCAUUUUGAACUUGGAAAACCUUUUAAGCCAUUUGAGCAGCUUCUUGCUGUGCUUCCAGCUGCUAGCAAAAAUUUGCUUCCUGUAUGCUACCAGCAUUUGAUGACCAGCGAAGACUCACCAAUUAUAGAAUAUUAUCCACCUGAUUUUAAAACUGACCUAAAUGGAAAACAACAGGAAUGGGAAGCUGUUGUAUUAAUACCUUUUAUUGAUGAGAAACGAUUGUUGGAAGCCAUGGAGGCAUGUAACCACUCCCUCAAAGAGGAAGAGAGGAAAAGAAACCGACACAGUGAGUGCCUAAUGUGCUGGUAUGAUAAAGACACAGAGUUCACCUACCCUUCUCCAUGGCCAGAAAAGUUCCCUGCUAUAGAACGUUGCUAUACAAGGUACAAAAUAAUAUCACUAGAUGCUUGGCAUGUAGAUAUAAACAAGAACAAAAUAACCAGAGUUGACCAGAAGGCAUUAUAUUUCUGUGGAUUCCCUACUCUGAAACACAUCAAACAUAAAUUUUUUUUGAAGAAAAGUGGUGUUCAAGUAUUCCAGCAAAGCAGUCGUGGAGAAAACAUGAUGUUGGAAAUCUUAGUGAAUGCAGAAUCAGAUGAACUUAGUAUAGAAAAUGUAGCUUCAUCAGUGCUUGGAAAGUCUGUCUUUGUUAAUUGGCCUCACCUUGAAGAAGCUAGAGUUGUGGCUGUAUCAGAUGGUGAAACUAAAUUUUACUUGGAAGAACCUCCAGGAACACAGAAACUUUAUUUGGGAAGAACUGCUCCACCUUCUAAAGUGAUGCGUCUUGGAGACAAAGAGCAAUCUAACUGGAUAAAAGAAGUACAAGGAAUAUCAGAACACUACUUAAGAAGAAAAGGAAUAAUAAUAAAUGAAACAUCUACAAUUGUAUAUGCUCAAUUACUCACAGGUCGUAAAUAUCAAAUAAAUCAUAAUGGUGAAGUUCAUCUAGAAAAGCAGUGGUCAAAACAAAUCCUUCCUUUUGUUUAUCAAACCAUUGUCAAUGACAUCCGAGCUUUCAACUCUCGUUUCUCCAGUAUCAAAACAUUGGAUGAUUUAUUUCCUCCUGGAAGUGUGGUGUUUAUGCUGGGGACUCCUUACUACGGCUGCACAGGAGAAGUUCAGGUUUCAGGUGAUGUGAUCACAGAAGGAAGAAUUCGUGUGGUUUUCAGCAUUCCAUGUGAACCCAAUCUUGAGGCUUUGAUACAGAACCAGCAUAAAUAUUCUAUAAAGUACAACCCAGGAUAUGUGUUGGCCAGUCGCCUUGGAGUAAGUGGAUACCUUGUUUCAAGGUUUACAGGAAGUAUUUUUAUUGGAAGAGGAUCUAGGAGAAACCCUCACGGAGACCAUAAAGCAAAUGUGGGUUUAAAUCUCAAAUUCAACAAAAAAAAUGAGGAGGUACCUGGAUAUACUAAGAAAGUUGGAAGUGAGUGGAUGUACUCAUCUGCAGCAGAACAACUUCUUGCAGAAUACUUAGAGAGAGCUCCAGAACUAUUUAGUUAUAUAGCCAAAAAUAGUCAAGAGGAUGUGUUCUAUGAAGAUGAUAUUUGGCCUGGAGAAAACGAGAAUGGUGCUGAGAAAGUUCAAGAAAUUAUUACUUGGCUAAAAGGACAUCCUGUUAGUACUUUGUCUCGUUCAUCUUGUGAUUUACAAAUUCUGGAUGCAGCUAUUGUUGAGAAAAUUGAGGAAGAAGUUGAUAAGUGCAAGCAAAGAAAAAACAAUAAGAAAGUACGGGUGACAGUGAAACCCCACUUGCUAUACCGACCUUUAGAACAACAACAUGGAGUCAUUCCUGAUCGAGAUGCAGAAUUUCGUCUCUUUGACCGUGUUGUGAACGUGAGAGAGAAUUUUUCAGUCCCCAUUGGCCUUCGGGGCACCAUCAUAGGAAUUAAAGGGGCUAAUAGAGAAGCUGAUGUACUAUUUGAAGUAUUGUUUGAUGAAGAAUUUCCUGGAGGAUUAACAAUAAGAUGCUCACCUGGAAAAGGUUAUCGAUUGCCAACAAGUGCCUUGGUAAACCUUUCUCAUGGAAGUCGCUCUGAAACUGGAAAUCAAAAGUUGACAGCAAUUGUGAAACCACAGCCAGCUGUGAAUCAAUAUAGCUCAAAUUCAUCAGUUUCUCCUGGGCAUCUGGGAGGCCUCAACCAUUCCCCUCAAUCACUUUUUGUUCCUACUCAAGUAUCCACUAAAGCUGAUGACGAAUUUUGCAACAUUUGGCAGUCCUUACAAGGGUCCAGAAAAAUUCAACACUUUCAGCCAACUCUACAAGAGAAGUGUGCAGUUCUACCUCAAGAAAUAAGUCAAGUAACUCAACAGCAGAAAUCUGGCUUUAAUGACAACAGCGUGAAGUAUCAGCAAAAAAGACAUGACCCUCACAGAAAAUUGAAAGAAGAAUGUAAGAGUCCUAAAGCUGAGAGUCGGUCACAAAAGAUGUCUAGUAAGCAGGCUUUUGGAGGGCCUGCCAAUAUUAAGUUAUUGAAGAGAAAUGAAAGUCCAGAUGUCUCAGAAAUCCAGAAGGCUGUGACUGGUUACCCAAAUGCUAUUGAUAAGCCUAACUCUGGAAUUGAGAACUUUCUAGCACACUUGAAUAUCUCUAAAGAAAGUGAAUUGCCAUCACCUCAACAUGGAGAGCCUCCCAGUGAAGAGCAUUUGUCACCACAGUCAUUUGCUAUGAAGGGAACACGGAUGCUUAAAGAAAUUCUAAAAAUUGAUGGUUCUGAUACCAUGGAACAUAAGAAUGAGAUGAAACGGUAUGGAAAUGAAGCUACUGUUUGUUCUAAUAGAAGAGAUGAAUAUGGACCAUCCUCACAGUCCAACCAAAACAAGAAAUUAGGUUACAUAAACAAGCCUCCCAGUGCCAGUGAGUACCACAGUAUUCCAUCUGUGGACAGUGUGUGCUGGCCUAUUCCCAGCCAGAUCCCUCCUGUGUCCACACCGGUAACUGAACUUGCUCGAAUUUGCUCCCUUGUUGGAAUGCCACAGCCAGAUUUCUCCUUUCUGAGAACACCUCAGACAAUGACAGUUUGCCAGGUGAAAUUAUCAAAUGGUUUACUGGUGCGGGGACCACAGUGCCCCUCUGAAAACGAAGCCAAGGAGAAAGCUGCACUGUUUGCUUUACAGCAGUUGGGCUCUUUAGGAGUGAAUUUUCCUUUGCCUCCACCACUGUUUGCAAAUUAUCCUCCUGCUAUACCACCUGGAACCAUCCCUCCAGUUUUCCCACCACCUACUGGCUGGAAUCACUAUCGAAGCAACUUAACAUUGGGGGCAGCUAAUGUAAUGCCUUCAUCAUCUCAUCUCUUCGGUGCAAUCCCAUGGGGCCCACCAGUGCCAGUUCCUGGGAAGCCCUUCUAUCAGGCUCCAUACCCUGGGAUUCUGCCCGCAGCUGGAGGGAUAGCAGGUGGUGCGCACAAUCAGUUCAUACCUUUGCAGGUUACCAAAAAAAGGGUUGCAAAUAAAAAGAACUUCGAGAAUAAAGAGGCCCAGACCUCUUCUCAAGCCAGCCCAGCUCAGACUAGCAAGCCAGGGUCUUCUGAUGUCGCCCAAGUGGCUGCACAGGAAGACUCGUCAGCCUCUUUGAACUCCUCUCAGGUUGCUCAAGCUGCGUCCUCUUUUCAAGGUGAAACUGCCUCCCAAGGCAGCCAUAAAGCGUCUCACCAGAAGGCAACGCCAACCUCUUCUUCAAGAAGAAAAUCAAGGAAACUUGCUGUCAAUUUUGGCAUUUCAAAACCUUCUGAAUAAAUUUGUACUGGGGAAUUAAUUUCUUUCCAUCUGACUUUUUAUAAAUGUAUAUCUGUGUCUCAUAGAAAGUUGUCACACUUUUUAAAAGUAGGAACCACAGGAGCCACGGAUGUAGCUCAGCGGCACAGUGCCUGCCUGGCCAGUGCAAGGUCGUGAGUUCAAUCCUUGGUACCAAAAAAAAUAGUAGGAACCACAGUCUUUCUGUGGAGCUGCUAAUGUGUUUUAAAAUAAUAUGUUUAAUUGAAUAUUUGAAAGUUGUAAGGCACUUUUCAUGCUAUUUAAAAGACUAUAUCAAAUUGUGCACUUUAAGUUUGUGCAGUUUGUUUUAUGUCAAUUAUACCUCAAUAAAGCUGUAAAAAAAAAAAAAAGAAAAAUGACUAAAUUAAACCUUGUGUUAAAAUAAGUAUCAGUGGGCUAAGCAUUAAAAUGUGCCACUCUAACCACUGGCCUUUUUAUUAGAAGCAUCCUAUGAAGUAUGAAUUAGACAUCAUAUUAGCAAUAAUUACAUUAUGCUGUCAUUGAGGAAUAAUUGGAGCAUGAAAAUUGGGCCUCAGUUAUAAUUUAUUGGAUGUGGAUUUAGUUUUCUUUUUAAUGAUGUAACAAAAUUAUCAAGAGAAUGGCUUUUAUUCAUGUGUAUUGUAGCCCGUAUUGUGUUAUCUCGGAGGCUCCUGUAGACCCGCAGUGAGGUGAUCACGCUGGUUGUGGUGCUGCCAGUUUUACUUUAUUCUGAAUUUUGUACCAAAGCAGCUUUCAUCCAAUUGCUCUGAACUAUAAAUAACAAUCUAGGUUUGAGUAAUUGUAAUUUUUUCAAUUGUUCAAGAACCAGCAUUAGUAAUUUCUAAUAAAAUUGUUUCAAAAUCUACAGGGUACAAAUCUAGUAGAAUAAAGUACAAAAUGUUAGUCAUGCUGUUAAUUCAAAUAAAUUGUUAUUCUUUUGUAUACCUUUUUAUUUGGUUAUUUAACAAAUAUGAGCACUCAUUGUUGGUCUAUGUGUGAUGCUCCCUGGAACUCUUGAAAUUCUAAAUUUUGUUUUAAAUUCCAAAGUGUGAGCUGGGCGUGGUGACUCACACCUGCAAUCCCAGCACUCAGGAGGCUGAGGCAGGAGGAUCAUUGUGUAUUUAAAACCAGCCUGGGCUACAAAGUGAGCUCAAGACCAGCCUGAACUGCAUAGUGGCACCCUGUCUCAAAAAGAUUUUAAAAAAGAAAAUCCAAGGUGUGCUAUAAUACAAUCAUCAAUUUAUCAUGUACAUUAUUUGCUGCCUGUAUUAUUCUGUAUUUCAGCUUUAUGCUGAACUAUUCAGUGAUUCUGGCAUUUUGUCUUUGCAUGUUAUGUGUGAAUGUGUGUUGUUAAAACUCCUGAAAUAAUUUAGAAUUUAUGACAAUUUUUCAGUGAUCCAGGGAGUAUGUGUGUGUAACCCUUUAGUUUUUAUGAUAUGCUUAUAUUUUGAGGAAGAAAGUUACCACUUUAUUAAAAGUGGGAACCACAGUCUUCACAUGUAGCUGCAUAUUAUUAUAUCUGAUUUCAUUUAGCUCAUUGAAAACUGCGGUGAUUCUUAAAAAUCAACUCUUAAGUACUGGCAGUAUACUAAACGAACUUCUUUCUCUGAUUUCACUUUCUCUAAGUGUUAGCAGGGUAUUUGUAUAUUAGUAGUACCUUUAUUAUAAGAGAAAAACUAUCUUUAACUGUGAUUUACUAUAGUCAUGUGAGUUCUUGUGAUUUUUUUUUUUCCUAGAAAUUUCCAAGGUUUGGAUGUUUGUCAUUUUGCAGCAUUUCAUUGUCUUUUUCUGUAGUGGAAUCUUGAGGAAUGAGGCUCAAGUACGUAAUUCCCAGUGUUCCUUGUGUCACAAACUCUGUGUUAAAAGGAGACAUAACGAUGUGCAGCCUGUGUUUUAAAGCUCUGCCAUCUUCUGAAACAUGGAGAGAAAUUUAAGUUAAGAUACUGCCGUUAAACCUGUGAGGGUACUUCUCCAGUGUUUGAGUACAGCAAGCUAAUUCUGCUGUGUGGACAACCAGCACAAGUGCUUUGCAGCCUUUUUUUUUUUAAUAUUCUAAAGGUAAGACUUAAAGAGAGAUUAAAAUGCAAGAGAGCUCCAUAAUGGCUGGGUAGUGGUCAUGUAUUUACUAUUCUUUUCCCCUUGUGGGCCUAUUCUGGAUGGGGGCUGAUAGCAGUGAGAUGUGGCCAGGGUCAUUGUUAUGUGAUGUUCGAGGUGCCUGGGGUCACAGGUGGUCACGACGGUGAGGUCUAGUGCAUCUCUGAAAAACAACUGGAUUUGGGGAAACAAGUUUUUCUCUUUUAGAUGUGGCAGAUUGAGACCACUGCCAAAGUUUAAUAAGAUGCUCGUUCAACUUGAAUCUGAGGGGCUUUUGUAAAUGACCGACUAGGCCAGGCGUGGUGGUGCAUACCUGUAAUCUCAGCACUUGGGAGGCUGAAGCAGUGAGUCUGAGGCCUGCACUACACAGUGAGACCCCGUCUCAAAAAAGUAAAUGGUGGACUUUAUUGAGCACAGAAGAGGCAUAUUCCCCACAGCGCUUCAUGUUUCCACACAACUAGAGUCCUUGAAUCUAAACGUUUCUCCCCACUGAAGCAUUACUUCUGAACAGUUUCGUUCAGCAAGUCCUUCUAAGUAAAUUACAUGAAUUCUAAAGCUAGAUCCUCCCAGUCUCACUGUUCCCUUGUAUAAUUUCCUGCAUUACCUCAGUUUUAUAAUUGCUUAUGGUUUUAUAAUUUGACAUUUAAACAUCAUGUAGGCUAAAGUCUUAAACACCUACGAUUCAGCUGCAUGAAAAGUUAAAUUCACUUCUAUUGAAAUUUUCCUUGACAAUAACAGAUCUCUCUGAACAUAUAGGAUUAUCUUGCUUAUUUGUUCGACCUUUUAAAACCAAGUUUCAGCUUUUCUUUCUGCUCAAAACAGUUACUGUUUGUACAUGGUUCACUAGAUAAUUCUAGGAAUUAUUCUUUAAAGAGGAACAAGAUACUUUAUUAAGCACCAUCUCUUCUGGAUUAAAAUUUUUUUUCCUUGCUUUGCAAUAGAAGAUUGGAGAUCUUUUCUUUCUUCUGAUGGGAGGGAUAAAGAACUAUUGAUGCAACAUGCUGUUGCUUAAUCCUUAUCUGUGAUUCCCUUUGGUUUUAGGCUAAUCUAGAUUCUUAGUUGUAAGAUUUUUUAGAGAUGAUUGUAAAUGAUAUUCUCUUUUUAAAAAUCCAGUCACAACCAGGUACGGUGGGACACAUCUGUAACCCCAGCACUUAGAAGGCUGAGGCAGGAGGAUCAUGCAUUUGAGGCCACUUUGGGCUCCAUAGGAAGUUCAAGCCAGCCUGGACCAUAUAGCAAGACCCUGUUACAAACAAACAGCAAGAUCGCAGAAGUUAAUUGUCAGUUUUCUAGAGAUAAUGAUAGUACUCAACUUGCAGUGUUUGUUUUGUUUUGUUUUUUUGAGAGUGUCUCACUAUGCAGUUCAGGCUGUAGUCCAGAAUUUGUAACUAUCCUGCCUCAGCCUCCUGAGUGCUGGGAUUAAGGAGUGUACCACCACGCCUGUUUUGUUUUGUUUAAUUUUAAACAGAAUAAAACAAAAUAAAGCAGGACAAACCAGAUUAAAACAAAACAAUGCAAGCAACAGGAUUUCAAAAGCUUACAUACAUUUUAUAAGCUUUCAUCAGUGAGAUAGUCUUUUAUUUUGCAGGUACUUCUUUUGCUUAUCACAAUAAAGUCUAAAAUUAUAGAACAGCUUUUCAGACUGACAUUGUCUCACUCCCAUCACACUUCCCCAUCCUCUGCCAAGAACAGCAGGAGACCAGAUGAAAAGCAGAGCCAACAGCCAGGCCCUAGAUUUCCUGAGGUAACAACUCAGAUGUCACAGGUCCUUCUUUCAGAAAGCAAUGCAAAGCACAUACCAGGUCGUUUGACUAGUCAAGACCCUUGGCAAUGCAAGUCUGCUCUCGGGUUCAGUGUGUGCCUCAGCAACCCAGUGAUACUUUGGUGCCAACCACCACAAGUGCAGUUCAUGAAGGAGACUGUGGUUUCCAGUGAUGCUUUUUUUAUAUAAACCUGGAAAAUUCAUUUUUCCCAGCAGUAUGCUACUAGUUGCUGUCGACUAUUUCAGCAGUCUAUAUACUAGUACAUCUUUUUUAUACACUAUUAAGUUGUCUAGGCCAAAUAAGUUUCUAUAGCAGUUUUAGUAAUUUAAAGGCAAAUUCUCAUGAAUUGGUAAGAGAAUUUGGCCCACGGUUUGCUUUAAGUUCUUUUAUUCCUUUCCACUACAAUUAUGGGUUUUUGGGUUUGUGCUUUUUGGGUUUUGUGUUAAUUUUUGGCCUCAAAUAUCUUUUUCUUUUUGCCUGCAGAUUGCUUAUUGAGUGUUUUCAUCUGUUUUGAUACAUGAAUAAUAGAUUGUGGAUGUGUCAGCAGCUUCCAACAUGUCCGCUUAAUAAAGUACAAUUCAUACAUAUAUAUGUCUUAAUUCGUUUCUUUCCUCACAUAAGCAUUUUUAUAAGUAACUGGAAUUUUUCAUUAGAUCUUAUACAGAGCAGUAUUUUAUUAAAAUUCAAAAGGGAAGACUUUUAUGUGUUCAUUUUAUAGUUUUUCUGCUUUUAAAAUGUCUUUACAUUGUCUGCUAAUUAAAGUAUUUUAAACUUGCAGUGGAGUGGACUCUGAAUGUAUUUUUGUGUUAAGUUGUACAUUUGUAAAUUUGUAGCAUGAAAUUAGCCUCAAAAUACCAUGCAAAGGAAUUUUAAAAUGAGUCACUGAAUUUAAACAUCUGUACAUGUUAAAUACUCUAUGAAUUUUAAUUAAAGAUUUAAGAAUGA